GGCCCCGCCCCCGGCCCCGCCCCCGCCGCCAUGCGGCCCGCCUGGACUGCGCUGUGGCUGCGCCUGGCCUUGGCCCUGGGCCUGGUUGGCCCCCUGGCUGUGGGUUGGGCCUCUGCCCGGGCCCCCAUCUAUGUCAACAGCUGGGCCGUGCGGGUGUCCCAGGGUUACCAGGAGGCCGAGCGCCUGGCGCGCAAAUUCGGCUUCGUUAACCUGGGGCAGAUCUUCCCCGACGGGCAGUACUUCCACCUGCGGCACCGGGGCGUGGUCCAGCAGUCCCUGACCCCGCACUGGGGCCACCGCCUUCGGCUGAAGAAAGACCCCAAGGUGCAGUGGUUCGAGCAGCAGACCCUGCGGCGGCGGGUGAAGCGCUCCUUGGUGGUGCCCACAGACCCCUGGUUCCCCAAGCAGUGGUACAUGAACAACGAGGUGCAGCCAGACCUGAACAUCCGGCAGGUCUGGAGCCAAGGGCUGUCGGGCCAGGGUGUCGUGGUGUCUGUCCUGGACGACGGCAUCGAGAAGGACCACCCGGACCUCUGGGCCAACUACGACCCCCUGGCCAGCUACGACUUCAACGACUACGACCCAGACCCCCAGCCGCGAUACACGCCCAGUAACGAGAACCGGCACGGGACCCGCUGUGCUGGGGAGGUGGCCGCAAUGGCUAACAACAGGUUCUGUGGCACAGGCGUGGCCUACAAUGCCCGAAUCGGAGGCGUGCGCAUGCUGGACGGCACCAUCACGGACGUGAUCGAGGCCCAGUCGCUGAGCCUGCAGCCCCAGUACAUCCACGUCUACAGCGCCAGCUGGGGCCCCGAGGAUGACGGCCGCACGGUGGACGGCCCUGGCGCGCUCACCCACGAGGCCUUCCGGCGCGGUGUGACCCAGGGCCGCGGCGGGCUGGGCACGCUCUUUGUCUGGGCAUCGGGCAACGGCGGGCUGCACUACGAUGACUGCAACUGCGACGGCUACACCAACAGCAUCCACACGCUCUCCGUGGGCAGCGCCACCUGGCGCGGCCGCGUGCCCUGGUACAGCGAGGCCUGCGCCUCCACGCUCACCACCACCUACAGCAGCGGCGCCGCGCCCGACCCCCAGAUCGUCACCACGGACCUGCACCACCAGUGCACGGACAAGCACACGGGCACCUCGGCCUCGGCCCCGCUGGCCGCGGGCAUCAUUGCCCUGGCGCUGGAGGCCAACCCGCUCCUGACCUGGAGAGACAUGCAGCACCUGGUGGUCCGCGCGUCCAGGCCCGCGCAGCUCCAGGCCGAGGACUGGAGGACCAACGGCGUCGGGCGCCAAGUGAGCCACCACUACGGCUACGGGCUGCUGGACGCCGGCCAGCUGGUGGACAUGGCUCGCACGUGGCUGCCCACGCAGCCCCAGCAGAAAUGCGCCAUUCGGAUCGUGCACGCCGCCACCCCCAUCCUGCCGCUGCUGCGCGUGAGGAGGAACGUGUCAGCCUGCGCCGGCCGUGUCAACCGAGUCCGCUCACUGGAGCACGUGCAGGUGCAGCUGUCGCUGUCCUACAGCCGCCGCGGCGACCUGGAGAUAGCGCUCACCAGCCCCAUGGGCACGCGCUCCACGCUCGUGGCCGUCAGACCCCUGGACGUGAGCAGCCAGGGCUACAACAACUGGGUCUUCAUGUCCACCCACUUCUGGGACGAGGACCCGCGGGGCCUGUGGACCCUGGGCCUAGAAAACAAGGGCUACUACUUCAACACGGGGACGCUGUACCGCUCGACGCUGCUGCUGUACGGGACAGCGGAGGACAUGAUGGCGCGGCCCCGCGGCCCCCAGAGUGCCACAGCCCCGCCUACCUCCUGGGCCGCCUCUGCCUCCCCUCCUGCCCACCACGGUACUUCAACCACACGCGGCAGCCAGUGACCGCCGGGCCGGGGCGCCCGGCCACGCCCGCCCUUCGCGUCUGCUCCAGCUGCCACCCGUCGUGCCACACCUGCCGCGGCAGCUCC
This is a messenger RNA of Ceratotherium simum simum (southern white rhinoceros), 1973 nucleotides long. Lineage: Eukaryota; Metazoa; Chordata; Mammalia; Perissodactyla; Rhinocerotidae. The record is from RefSeq and is a predicted model, not a curated record.